Nerophis lumbriciformis (worm pipefish) is the source of this 1279-nucleotide messenger RNA. RefSeq lists its product as uncharacterized. Lineage: Eukaryota; Metazoa; Chordata; Actinopteri; Syngnathiformes; Syngnathidae. The record is from RefSeq and is a predicted model, not a curated record. Gene Ontology annotation, cellular component: nucleus. Gene Ontology annotation, molecular function: sequence-specific double-stranded DNA binding. Gene Ontology annotation, biological process: regulation of transcription by RNA polymerase II.
GGGUAGCGUAAACCUUUUAAUAUCAGUUUGCAACGCAUUAAGUAAACCGAAGAAGUCAACGCGGAAGAAGCUCGCAUUUGUUGACGAAUUCAGUUCAGUCGAAAUAAACACUAUAAUAACUGAUUAAAAAAAAUAGUCUUACAAAUCAUAUCCUGGCAUGCUCUACACUAACGUGAUCGUUCAUUUUGUUGAGUGAAAAGCAUGACUCGUAGGACGAGUGUCGUUUGGGAUUAUUUUGAGGAAAUCGGAACGGAAUGGACAGUGUGCCUGUUGUGUAAACAUGUAUUGCGUAAACAAGAACAUGGCAGAAGUACGACACAGAUGUUGAGACAUUUGCGCGCCAAACACCCCGAGGUGACCGUCAUGGAACUUGGUAAGACCGAAGGACAAGAAUCUUCGACUGGACAAGUAAAAGUGAAUCUGAAGGAGGCAGACUCUAACAUGAUCACUGUAAACGACACUGACAUUGAUUCUUCACUAAAUGGCAUCCCUGAAGCUGCACUAAGAGAGUCCAAGGAAGACAGAAUAGUAAAAGAAGUCGUGGUCCAAAAGCCGCUCCCUUCAAAAACGAAAUCGCGACGCCGGAGUAUGAUCUGGAGACACUUUGAGCGCUUGGAAAAUUUAGAUGCUUGUCAGUGUUUGAUUUGCAAUACGAAGAUAAAGUGCUCGCCUGAGGGCAGCACCGGCAACCUGCACAAACACAUGUCAAAAAGACACCCACAUGUGAACGUUAAAACCGGCGAGAUGCGGAAUCAGCGUACAUCCAACACAUCCUCAGAACUAAAGUCACCGCAUCGUCAGAAGAUAUGUCCAGCAAAUGUCACCAAUGAUGUAACAGUUUUAGAUGUGCUCCAGGUUUCACGGGCAACUGCAGGAGAGAGGCGUGUUUUUAGGAGGGAGCUGGAGUUGAUAGAAGCUAUGAGAAGGACGCAGAGGGAGGAGGCGAAGGCUGUGGAGCAUCAGAGGGAGCUUGUCGAGAAGCUGAGGGCUAUCAGCACCAGAGAGGCUGCUCUUGAGAAAAAGCAUGUUGAAUCUCUUAGGAGAGCACAGCAGGAGGAAGCCCAAAACUUAAGCAAACAAAGAGAAGAACUCGAAAGAGAAAAGGCGGCGUUGCAAAGGAAAUAGGAGCAGAGGAAGGAGUAACAACUCUUGCUUUCUGAAGAACAUCCAACUUCAUUCUCACUAAGUGUGAGAAUGUUUUUUAUUGACUACUUUGGCAUCAUUGCAAAUGUAUGAUUUUUGUUAGGUUUUUUUCAAAUAAAAUCUGUUUUGUAGAACA